UUAGCACAUGACAGCUAUGACCUUGACCUUAAAAUGUAUACAAGGAAAGAAAGUAAAAUAUUUUUCCGGUUGUAAAUAUAGAAUCAGUAUAAUAAAAUGAAACGAAAUCUUAAAAAAAUAAUUAGCAAUAAAGCAAUCAUGUAGACUAUAUAUAUUAGUUUCUGUAGGUGUAGUUUUAUUAUGUGCGGGACAGAAACAUGUCAGCGUCCAUAGACACCUGACUCUUACUAUUGCUGUUCACGGGAGAUACGAAUGAUGUUUCUCCGAGUAACAAACCAUUUAAACCGACAGUGGAGAAUUCAAUGUAAUCUCCAGACAUGUUUAUACAGCGACAUUAAAGUAAAGAAAACCAGAUCGUCAAAAGGAAAGUACAAACAAACCAUCUACCUACCCAAGACAGAGUUUGUAUUGAGUCUUAAAAAACUGGAGACUGUGGACAGUGCUGAAAAGAGAUCAGAAUUAAGCAGCCUUUACAAGUGGCAACAGCAUGAAGAUCGACAGAAGGACUUCAUUCUCCAUGAUGGUCCACCAUAUGCCAAUGGCAGACUACAUGUUGGCCAUGCCAUUAACAAGAUUCUUAAAGACAUUAUCAAUCGCUACCACUUACUCCGCGGUUAUAAAGUUCACUAUGUGCCAGGAUGGGAUUGCCAUGGUCUGCCGAUAGAGCUGAAAGCUUUGACUAAAAACAAGGAGCAGAAACAUUCUGAUGUGUCUGUCAGAGCCCUGUCAAAAACCUUUGCUGAGGACUCGAUGAGAGUACAGAAGGAGAGUUUUCAGGACUACAGGGUGAUAGCGGACUGGGAGGGGCAGUGUUACAGGACGAUGGACCCACAGUAUGAAGCAAAACAGCUGGAGGUUUUCUACACCAUGUUUGAGAAGGGCUUCAUAUAUCAAGGAUACAUGCCUGUUUAUUGGUCCCCAUCUUCCAGGACAGCUUUGGCAGAGGCAGAACUGGAGUAUAAUCCUGAAUUUGUUAGUAAGGCUGUAUAUGUUAAAUUCCCAAUGGCAGCAGAUUCUUUAGGAGCAGUUUCUUUUUUAAAAGAUAAUGAUCAAACUAAAGUAUUUGCCUUGAUAUGGACCACAACACCUUGGACCUUGCCAGCCAAUGAAGCUAUUUGUUUUGGAUCAGACCUAAUAUACUGUAUGGUUCAACAUCCUGUUAAUGAUGAAGUGUACAUUUGUGAAAAAAGAUUUGUGGAUCAGCUGAAUACAAUAUUAAAUGAAAAUUUAACCAUAAUCACGGAGUUAAAAGGUGCUGAUAUGAAGGAUUUUAGAUAUAUAAACCCAUUAAAACAAAUCAUGAAUCCAAUGCUUGAUGUGAGAAUGUUGCCUUUUCUGGAGGGUGAUCAUGUGACAGCUGAUGUUGGCACUGGUUUGGUUCAUACAGCUCCAGCUCAUGGCCAGGAGGAUUUCCAAAAAGGCCUGGAAUAUGGCCUUCCUAUAGACACUUUGGUUGAUGAAACUGGAAGAUAUACAGCUGAAACAGGACCUACUUUGGAGGGGAAAAUAGUUCAUGUUGAUGCAGAGGAAACUGUGAUUUCAUUGCUUAAGAACAACAUCCUGCAGCAGGAGGACUACAAACAUAGCUACCCCAUUGACUGGAGGACCAAGAAACCAGUGAUAUUACGUGCUAGUGAACAGUGGUUCAUAGAUACCAAUAAACUUAAACAUCAAGCCAUGGAAUGUAUGAAGGAUGUGAAGAUUUAUCCCGAAAUAUUAAGACAGAGCAUGGAAACUCAGCUGAACAGGAAGUACUGGUGCAUUUCUCGUCAGAGGGUCUGGGGUGUACCUAUUCCUGUCUUCCAUAAUGCAGAGACUGGAGAAGUUCUCCUCAACAGAGAGAUUUUCAACCAUGUUCAAGAUCUGAUAUCAAAACAUGGCUCUGACUGCUGGUGGAAUAUGUCUAUACAAGAACUGCUACCACAGGAAAUACUCUCGAAGAAUGGAUUAGGGGAUGCCAGUUCCUAUCAGAGAGGAAAUAACAUAAUUGAUAUCUGGUUUGACAGUGGAACGUCCUGGGCAUCAGUUCUGCCAGAUGACAGUGUUGCUGAUGUGUAUCUGGAAGGCCUGGAUCAGUUUCGUGGAUGGUUCCAGUCCUCUCUACUGACCAGUGUGGCCCUCAGAGGAAAAGCUCCAUUUAAGAAGCUUGUAGUUCAUGGUUUUGCAGUUGAUGAGGAGGGUCAUAAAAUGGCUAAAUCUGUGGGUAAUGUGGUGGAUCCUGAAGAGAUAAUCAAUGGCCUUAGUAAAAAGACUGGGAUUCCUUAUGGACUUGAUGUUCUGAGGCUGUGGGUGGCGAACUCUGGGCUGCAAACAAAAGUAGCCAUUGGCAGCAACAUACUGGAUGUUCUCCAGGAGGAUCUGUUCCAGGUCCGUAAAAUGUUGCGCCACCUACUAGGGAAUCUUCGUGGAUCUGAUUCGAUACACAGUAUAAAUUACAGCAGUCUCCUUCCACAGGACCAGUACAUGUUGUCUAUUCUAUAUACAUAUGGAUCGCAGGUUACAUCCAUGUAUGAAGAAUUUAAAUUUGGGAGAGUUUUGACACUUCUUCAGAAAUUUCUUAGCGAUCUGUCAAAGUUUUAUAUCACUGUAACUAAAGAUAGAUUAUACUGUGAUCAUGAUCAGAACAUCAGGCACCAGUCUUGCCAGUAUGUACUAUAUCAUACAUUAGAGGUGGUAACCAAGUCCAUCGCCCCCAUCCUACCAUCAUUAGCUGAAGAGGUCUAUAAAUUUCACCCAGAGAAUAACACAACUCCAUUGUUUCAUACUCAAUGGUACACCUUGCUGCAAUGUUGGAAUAAUCCAGAUGUUGAGCAAUUGAUUUCAAAAGCCCUUAUGAUCAGAGAUAAGAUAAAUGAAGUUCUAGUUUCUGAACCACCGGGAAAUUAUGAUGUUAUUGUGAUAGCUGACAACCCACUGUAUGCAGAAUUGCAGAAACUCCACCAGAAAGAGACAGCCAGUGAUUCACCACUGUGUGAAAUACUCCAGACAGCCGUAACGACACUGAGACAUUCCAAAUCCAUGGAAACGAAGCCUGACGACAAAGCACGGGUCAUCCACAGUAUUCAUCCCGACUCCAAAACCUCAUUUACUAUAGCAUUGACAGAGGCUGGCAACUCCAAGUGUGAGCGAUGUUGGAGAAACACGGCAAAGAACAGCGAGCUGUGCCAGCGUUGUCAUGAUGUACUUCUAUGCAUGAACAAAUUCGAAUCUGAAGUUUAACAUGAUACGACAUUGUUAACUUGAAUUGUGAUAUUUUACAUCUUGACAAUUGCUCACUCUUCUAUUGAAUGAAAUUAGUCCAUGUGUAAUGAAAUGAACUAAAUGAAAACUGGUCUUUUGAUUUCUUUUGAAUCUUAAUAUCAAAAAUCUAUCAUGUCUCCACUAUACAAUGUUUAUCUUGUAUACAGUAUUGUGUAUAUAUACAUGUCUCCACUAUACAAUGUUUAUCGUGUAUACAGUAUUGUGUAUAUAUACAUGUCUCCACUAUACAAUGUUUAUCUUGUAUACAGUAUUGUGUAUAUAUUCAACUUUUGAAUGUGCCUGUCUGGAGAUUUCUGUACAUUUUCUAUAGUACAUGGCGAGAUCCUUCAAACGAAACCCAAGGGUUGUAAAAAUUAUUUAUUAUAUCUAGCUUUAGAACAUUUCGAUGGGUUUCAAAAACCUGUUUAAAAAAUAUUCAAGUGACAAGCCCCUGAAAUGUUACACAGUGCUCAAACUGAGAUGACAUAGUCAUUAUAAAUUUAACACAUGU
Messenger RNA from Ostrea edulis (European flat oyster), 3751 nucleotides. Its product is annotated as isoleucine--tRNA ligase, mitochondrial-like. Gene Ontology annotation, biological process: isoleucyl-tRNA aminoacylation. Lineage: Eukaryota; Metazoa; Mollusca; Bivalvia; Ostreida; Ostreidae. Gene Ontology annotation, molecular function: tRNA binding; ATP binding; isoleucine-tRNA ligase activity. Gene Ontology annotation, cellular component: cytosol. The coding region runs from base 253 to 3219 and encodes 988 amino acids. The record is from RefSeq and is a predicted model, not a curated record. The transcript is spliced from 22 exons.